AUGGACGAAACAACGACGAACCCGCGCGGGAUCCCGUCCUUCCCCUUCAUGACCAACGUGAGCGACUACGUCAAGUCGAUCGACGACGUCGAGCCCACGCUGCAGCGCUUCCAAGAGAUGGUGUCGAAAUACACAUUCAUGCAACAGAACGUGGAGCGGCGCGCAGCCGGCCUGAAAGAGAAACUGCCUGACAUGAAGCGGACGCUGGAAGUGGUCAAGUUUCUCAAGAAGAAGAGAAAGAAUGUUGGUUCUGGUGGCCACGAAGGAGACGAAGGAGACGAAGCAGAAGAAGAAGAAGAAGACGAAGAAGAAGGAGAAGGCUUAGCAGGAGGAGGAGUUUCUUCUGGUCAAAUCGAAACCACAUUCAGUCUGCAAGAUACUUUGUACGCAAAAGCCAAGAUCCGGCCCGCGUCCAUCGACGAGGUCUAUCUCUGGCUCGGGGCGAACGUCAUGGUCGCGUAUCCCCUCGACGAGGCGGAGGAGCUGUUGCAGACGAAACUGGAUAAAGCGAGGGAAAGCCUGGCCGCGGCCGAGGAGGAUUUGGAGUUUCUGAGGAUCCAGAUCACGACUCUCGAGGUCGCGAUUGCUAGGGUCCAUAAUUGGGAUGUUGGCGAGAAGCGGAAGUUGAGGGCUCAAGGGAAACUUAAGGACCAUGGGCCUGGUGAGAAGGAGAAGGAGAAGGAAUGA
Capronia coronata CBS 617.96 is the source of this 687-nucleotide messenger RNA. RefSeq lists its product as uncharacterized. The record is from RefSeq and is a predicted model, not a curated record. The transcript has a single exon. Gene Ontology annotation, cellular component: prefoldin complex; cytoplasm. Lineage: Eukaryota; Fungi; Ascomycota; Eurotiomycetes; Chaetothyriales; Herpotrichiellaceae. Bases 1 to 687 code for a protein of 228 amino acids. Gene Ontology annotation, molecular function: tubulin binding. Gene Ontology annotation, biological process: tubulin complex assembly; protein folding; microtubule-based process.